AUGGACUUCGAGUGGAAUCCUAGCAAGACGAAGCAAGCCAUUGCUCGUGCCUUUCUUCCAGGCCAACAAAAGGUCGUUUACGUGUACCAGUUGCUUGCGAAUGGGACGCUUGAAGAGGACAAGUACAGGAGGACGACGUGGAAAGAGUGGGUGUCGUGCAUGAUAUUCAGCGAGGCGUUUGUUGAAGACCCCUCGCAGUGGCAAGCAGAGAAGAUCGAAGAUAAUGUGCUGAGGGAAAUGGUGGAGGAAGUGUUAGACAGUAUCAAAACACUCAAUAGCUUUAUACGAAAUCGAAGAAGAAAACUCGACACACGAUUUACGUGGUUUCCCCGAUAUCGGGACUAG
This is a messenger RNA of Linum tenue, 345 nucleotides long. The record is from the annotation of a GenBank genome assembly. NCBI's taxonomy places the organism in Eukaryota, Viridiplantae, Streptophyta, Magnoliopsida, Malpighiales, Linaceae.